Dermochelys coriacea (leatherback sea turtle) is the source of this 1206-nucleotide messenger RNA. RefSeq lists its product as uncharacterized. Bases 209 to 817 code for a protein of 202 amino acids. The transcript has 2 exons. The record is from RefSeq and is a predicted model, not a curated record. Lineage: Eukaryota; Metazoa; Chordata; Testudines; Dermochelyidae.
UCCGAUACACUAGCCAGGUAGGCAGUAAAAGCCCCAGGAACUUUUGAAUUUCAUUUCCCGUUUGGUCACCAUCAGCACAGUCCACCAUCACAGGUGACCAUGAAGAGUCCACCAUCACAAGAAACCACACAGUCCUGGAUUCGCAGACAAACUCCAGCACGGUCCAAACAGGAGGUAACCCUUUGCAUGUUGAGAAGGCGAAUCUGUUAUGGCAGAAGUACGUUCCAAGAAAAGAAACGCAAAUACGUACACUAAAGUCUCCAGGCCCAUGACAGAAAGAGGCUACUCCAGGGACACAGAGCAGUGUUGUACAAAAAAAUCAAGGAGCUCGGGCAAACGUACCAAAAAGCCAGGGAGGCGAACAGGAGCUCUGGGUCACAGCCCCAUACAUGCCGCUUCUACCGUGAACUGCAUGCAAUUAUGGGGGGAGGGGGUGACGCCACCACCACCCCACCACUGUCCGUGCAUACCUGCAAAGGGGAAGUUGUACGGAGCGAGGAGGAUGAGUUAUUGGAGGACGAAGAGCAGGAGGAGGAGGAGGAGGACGACGACAGUGCACAGGCGGCAAGCGGGGAAAUCCGUUUUCCCCCCUAGCCAGGAACUAUUCUUAAUGCUGGACCCAAUAGCCUCCCCCGACUCCAAUGCGGGCUCCCGGACCAUGACACUGGAGAAGGCACUUCUGGUGCAAAUGUUUCAACACGGCCCCUAUCUACUCCGUUCCAGAGGCUGGUCCAGAUUAGAAGGUGGAAAAAACAAACUCGGGACGACAUGUUCGCCGAACUCAUGCAGUCCUCCUGCACUGAUAGGGACCAGCUGAAUGCAUGGAGGCAAACGAUUGCAGAGUCCCGUAAAACAUUAAAUGCACAUGAAGAGAGGAGGGACGCACGCGAUGAGAGCAGGCAGGAUGCUAUGGUCAAGCUCACGGGGGAGCAAACGGACAUGCUCCACUGUAUGGUGGAUCUAAUGCAGGAAAGGCAACAAGACCACAGACUGCCGCUGCAGCCCCUGUAUAAACUGUCCUCCCUCUCCCGCAAGUUCCAUAGCCUCCUCACCCAGACUCCCAAGAACACGGGUGGGAGAGGCUACGGGGACCCAAACACUGAACCCCAGAGCAUUGCACAAGCUAGCAGAAAGCUGGCAUAUCCGAAAUUUUGAUUUGGUUUCUGGACUUGUCCUUCCCUCCUCCUCCACCCCGCUCCCCCAAUA